AUGCAACUUUAUCGCUGGUGGAUAUCAAAGCCGUUGCGGAUACCGUGCACCACAAAGAGGUCGUUGCUCGUAGUGGAUAAUACGUUCUUGUCGCCGUAUAUCCAGAACCCGCUGAGACAUGAGGCUGACGUGUUGUAUUUGGUGACCAAGUACAUCAAUGGACACAGUGAUGUGCUUAUGAGUGCGAUAGCGCUUAAUGACCCAAAUAUCCACAAGUGUCUUGCUUUCUUGCAAAACGCAGCUGGAAGUGUUCCCAGCCCCUUCGAUUGCUGGCUUGCCCACCGUGGCGUGAAGACCUUGCACCUUCGUUCUCUUGCUGCAUCUCGGAACGCUUCUACUAUCGCCCAGAUACUGGAAGUUUCACUUCAUGUUCUCUCCGUAAACUAUCCUGCCCUACCUAUGCAUCCACAGCGCGAGGUUGCUGUCAAGCAGCACCGCAAUAGGCUUGGUUGA
Aspergillus tanneri is the source of this 453-nucleotide messenger RNA. RefSeq lists its product as uncharacterized. NCBI's taxonomy places the organism in Eukaryota, Fungi, Ascomycota, Eurotiomycetes, Eurotiales, Aspergillaceae. Bases 1 to 453 code for a protein of 150 amino acids. Gene Ontology annotation, cellular component: cytoplasm. The transcript has 2 exons. The record is from RefSeq and is a predicted model, not a curated record. Gene Ontology annotation, molecular function: cystathionine gamma-lyase activity; pyridoxal phosphate binding. Gene Ontology annotation, biological process: transsulfuration.